This is a messenger RNA of Cuscuta campestris, 890 nucleotides long. The record is from the annotation of a GenBank genome assembly. NCBI's taxonomy places the organism in Eukaryota, Viridiplantae, Streptophyta, Magnoliopsida, Solanales, Convolvulaceae.
AGAUACUCCCCCCUCAUUCAUCGAAUGCGGAGUAUCCGGAAAUCUGGAAUAUAUAUGUAGCGCUUUCCAAGCGGACGCGAACGUGGAUUAUUGUCAUUCUCUGUGGAAUAUAUAUUCACUGCCAUAUAAUUCUCCUCAUCCUGGGCCGGGUAGAUCCACUCCGCGUCUUCUUCCCCACGCAUCUCUCCAUAUCCUCCUCCUCUGAUCCAUAACUGUCUCUGGCAAUGGCCGCUCUUCCGACGCUCCUAAUCGCGGUCCUCGUCGCGCAUCUCUGCAAUCUGCACGCUCUCGCAGGUCAUUCUCCGGCUCCGGCUCCACUAUCCGGACCACACGCCGAUUCUCCGCCGCCUGCUUUCCGGUCUCCUUCGCCUUCCCCAAGCGACGCCGCAGAUCGCGCUCCUCCGGCGCCUCCUCCGCUAAAAUUCAACGUUUCUGCGUCGCCGGCUCCGGCACCUGAUCCGGAUGCGGUGAACGACGUGAGCCACGCGGACGUGGAAGAGGCGAGUGGAACUACCGGCCGUGGAAUGAGCGGAGGGAGGAAGGCUGGCAUCGCCGUUGGAGUGAUCGCCGGCGCGUGUGUCGUGGGGAUCGGCGCCGUCGUUUACAAGAAGCGUCAGCGGAACAUUCUCCGAUCGCGGUACGGGUACGGCGGCGAGAGGGAGAUGGUGUAAGGUUCGUACGAGUUGGGGAAAUUGAAAAAUCACUUUCAUAUGCAUUUACCAAGUGUAUUUGAAAUUUACGGGGCAGUACUAUUUACUGAUAUGUUGACCAUUGUUGAAUUCACUGUUUUGGAACUUGGGAAGGGCGAUGAUUUGCAGUACCGUUCGUUAUUGACUUUCAAAUCUUUGACUGAACUUUUUACUCAGUUCUCGUACGGCUUAUUGGAAAUG